ACUCAGUAUGGCUCCGAACGCCGGCAAGCAUAUAUACUAUGACCGAGUCAAACAUCUUUCAGUUUAAGAAAUUCACACGUGCGAACGGUGUCCAAAUAAAUGUCAAAUCCAUUACUCUGCUGUGGUAAGGGUCACUUGGCCCUGGAUGACUCGGAGAAAGAGACUUUAAAACCAAAUAAAAAAUCGGCUAACAAAAUGGAACCCGUUGUUAACGGUAAUCACAUUCCCGCGGUUUGUCCCUUCAGCGGUAAUAGUGGUGAAAGUGUGAAUGAAAAGAAAAAUUUGCGUGUGAAGUUGAACCAGCCAAUGAAGUUGCGAAACUAUUUGGACAGCUCAUUGCAGACAUUAGAUACGCUGCACACCAGGGAAAAUGAUAUCGCUUUGAUUGAGUCCCGCUGCACCCGUGUCGUGUGCUCUGGCAGCAUCAUCGACAUCCCGCGUCCGGACGCCGUGCGCACCCCUGGCGAGAUAUACUGCGACGCCGAAAAAUUCUUCAACGAAUACUACGCGUCAAUACGCAGAGAAAAUUCGGAUGCGCACAGAGCUAGGCUGCAGGAAGUGAAGGCGCAGUUGGAAAAAAAGGGCACGUACGAUUUGAAGAGCCCUGAACUAGUGUACGCGACUAAGCUAGCGUGGCGAAACGCGACGCGAUGUAUUGGCCGGAUACAGUGGAAGAAAUUGCAGGUGUUCGAUUGUAGAGAAGUAACGACCGCAAAAGGAAUGUUCGAGGCGCUUUGUACUCAUAUAAAAUACGCGACGAAUAAAGGAAACAUUCGUUCGGCAAUCACCAUUUUCCCCCAACGCACAGACGGCAACCAUGACUACAGGAUAUGGAACCCACAGCUCAUCAACUACGCGGGCUACGUGCAAGAAGACGGAUCAGUCUUAGGCGACCCUGGCAGAGUCGAAUUUACAAACAUCUGCAUAAAGCUGGGAUGGAAGCCGCCGUACACGAUGUGGGACAUUUUGCCGCUGGUCCUGCAGGCCGACGGCAAAGAGCCAGAGUUCUUCGAUUUACCCCGGGAUAUUGUAUUGGAGGUUCACAUGGAACAUCCUGAAUUGGACUGGUUCAAAGAGCUCGGCCUGCGAUGGUACGCGCUGCCUGCCGUCGCCAACAUGAGACUUGACUGCGGCGGCAUCGAGUUCACCGCCACCGCAUUCAACGGCUGGUACAUGGGCACCGAGAUCGGCUGCCGCAACUUCUGCGACGCUAGCCGCUAUAAUAUAUUGGAAAAAGUAGCGCUGAAAAUGGGCCUCGAGACUACUUCGGCGGUAUCCCUUUGGAAGGAUCAGGCGGUGGUGGAGAUCAACAAAGCCGUGUUGCACAGUUUCCUCAGGGACACCGUUUCCAUCGUGGACCACCACUCUGCCUCCGAACAGUUUAUGAAGCAUUUGGAAAACGAAAACAAGGCUAGGGGAGGCUGCCCAGCUGACUGGGUCUGGAUUGUUCCUCCGCUUUCAUCGUCCCUAACACAAGUUUUUCACCAAGAAAUGGCUAAUUAUUACAUGAAACCGUCUUAUGAGUAUCAAACUGAUGCUUGGAAAAAAUACAACUGGGAAAAAUCAGGAGAAAAGUCACAUCGUAAAUUCCACUUCAAGCAAAUAGCACGAGCCGUCAAGUUCACGUCCAAGCUAUUCACCACGGCCCUGUCCCGUCGCGUCAAGGUCACAAUCCUCUAUGCCACGGAGACAGGCAAAUCUGAACAAUAUGCCAAAGAAUUAGGAACUAUGUUUGGACACGCUUUUAAUGCUCAGGUUUUCGCGAUGGAUGAGUAUGACAUGUUCUCUAUUGAACAUGAAACGCUGAUUUUGAUCGUGACCUCAACAUUUGGCAAUGGAGAGCCUCCUGCAAACGGCCAGGAUUUUAUAGAUCAUCUUUUCCAAAUACAAAAUAUGGAAAAUGAACUACAUGUAGAUGGUUCUCAAAGCGCUCCCAGCCCAGGUUUCAGAACACCAACACCAAAAUCUUUAAUGAGGACCAACAGCGUCAUGUCACCUCCACCAACAUCCAAAAAACCUCUUUCGCGCGUGGAAUCCAAUAGGAGUACAACCGGAGAAUCAUCGAUCGAACACCUUGGUCCGUUGAGUAAUGUCAGCUUCGCAGUGUUUGGUCUGGGAUCCAGCGCUUAUCCCAAGUUUGCGAACUUUGCCAAAACUGUCGACAAAGUUUUGGGAGAACUGGGAGGUGAAAGGAUCUUGGACAUUGCCACUGGUGAUGAAAUGCUUGCACAAGAACAGGAAUUUCGUGCUUGGUCUUCUAAAAUCUUCCAGAUUGCUGCCGAAACAUUCUGCGUAGAAGAAAAUAUGCUAAUGGAUGCUAGAAACGCAAUCUCUAAACUGCCGCUUACGGAAGAAACCGUCAGAUUCGGCAAACCGUCUGCAACUGUAUCUAUGAAAGAGGCCCUUGAGAGUGCCUAUAAGAGACAAAUCAUUCCUAGUUUGGUCAAAAAAGUCAAACGUCUAGGCGAUCACACUGAAGACCGGGAAACCAUAUUUGUUGAUAUGCAACCAAGAGAUGAAGUCAAAUAUGACCCAGGAGAUCAUCUGGGAGUUAUGCCGUGCAACCGUGAAGAAAUUGUAAACUCGGUGUUGAAAAGACUAAAAGAGACAGACUUCGACGUCCCUGUACAACUACAAGUUAUGAAGGAAACACUUACACCUCUUGGUUCAUCAAAGACGUGGGAGAAACAUGAUCGCAUAAUACCCGCAGUGUCUAUCCGAGAUCUGUUUACUCGUUUCCUAGACAUAACAACUCCACCUUCAACGACUGUUUUGAAGUACUUAGCCAAAGCUUGUACUGACGAAAAAGACUCGUCUAAGAUAAAUGAACUAAUUUUGGACUCCGAUAAAUAUGACGAAUGGAAGCAUUUCCACGUCCCCCAUCUAGGAGAAGUUUUGGAAGAAUUACCAUCGUGCAAGCCUCAGGGUUCACUUCUAGCAGCGCUUCUCCCAGCCUUACAACCAAGAUUCUAUUCUAUUUCUUCAUCGCCGCUGGCGCACCCGAAACGUAUACAUCUCACUGUAGCAAUCGUAUUUUACAAAGUUCGAAAUGGUUCUGGUCCAGUCCAUUAUGGAGUUUGCUCAAAUUAUUUAAAGAAUCUCAUAGAAAAUAAAGACGAAAUCUUCGUUUUUACAAGACGUGCACCAACCUUCCACUUGCCAAAGAGUUUGUCGGUACCCCUCAUCUUGAUUGGGCCCGGUUCUGGUGUCGCCCCACUGAGAGGAUUCUGGCAUCACAGAAAAUACCAAAUAAAAGAACUAAGUAAGAAGGAGAAGAUUGGACAAGUUUGGUUAUUCUUCGGAUGUCGAACUAAGGGAAUGGAUAUAUACAGAGUCGAAAAAGAACAAGCUCUUAGAGAAGGGACUCUUAACAAAGUCUUCUUAGCCCUUUCAAGAGAAAAAAAAGAGGACAAGAAAUACGUCCAAGACCACUUAAGAGAGGAGGGCAAAGCUAUAACCAGAAUGCUCAUGGAGGAGGGCGGACACUUAUACGUGUGCGGAGACUGCAAGAUGGCAGAAGAGGUACAACAGACGCUGAAACAGAUACUGCAACAGCACACUAACUUCACGGAGCUCGAGGCGGAGCAUUUCAUAAUGAACUUAAUGGACGAUAACCGAUAUCAUGAAGACAUAUUUGGCAUCGUUUUACGCACGGCUGAGGUGAAGAAUGCCUCCAGAGAAACCGCUCGUAGAACCCGACUGGAAUCGGCACAAUCUCAAUGUUAAAAACAAUUACAAUUUAGUUAAUUUACCUUUUAACUAACACGCCGCAUAUUUUAUGUUGUGGUAAGGGAACAAAUUAUGGGGAAUCAAAGUUUAUAUAUAGUUUACAAACUGAUUCAGAGAAAUGCUAUAGUUAAAAUGAAUUUAGGUAUAGAACUAGAAGCGGGAUUAGUACUACAGCCUUUCUCUUACCUACUGAGUAAGAGGUAUUUAACGGAAUAAAUAGGAUAGAUUACAUAUAUCGACUAGCGUCACUUCAGUUUCCACUAUGGUAACAGGAUGGCACAAGAUGGCAAGUUAUUCCAGCCACAACAAAAUUCAGUGAUGGACCAAUAAAAUAGUUUCUAUGUAAUUAUUAAGUUUUAGAUUAAGUCUUACAUUUGAUUGUUGGAAUUAAUU
Molecule: messenger RNA, 4122 nt
Organism: Cydia fagiglandana
Lineage: Eukaryota; Metazoa; Arthropoda; Insecta; Lepidoptera; Tortricidae
Gene: NOS1
Product: nitric oxide synthase-like
Exons: 22
Coding region: 100-3726 (1208 amino acids)
Biological process (GO): nitric oxide biosynthetic process
Molecular function (GO): heme binding; calmodulin binding; flavin adenine dinucleotide binding
Source: RefSeq, a predicted model, not a curated record